GAUCCCCACAGAAGCUCCUGCUCCUCCGUAGUCCACGUCGAUCCUCCAGACCGAGGAAGAGAUCUGUGGAAUCCUGGAGCCAGUGGAGCACACAGCAGCAGCUCUGCUCAACCUCAGCGCCAACAUGUUGUACCUGGAGACCGGGCCCAGCACCACGUCCUACAGCGAGUCCCAGUACACCAACCUGGGUCUCCUGAACAGCAUGGACCAGAGCAUCCAGAACGGGUCCACGUCCACGAGUCCGUACACCAGCGAUCACGCUCAGAGCGCCGCGGCGUCCGCGUCUCCGUACGCUCAGCCGAGCUCCACCUUCGACGCGCUGUCGCCUUCGCCGGCCAUCCCGUCCAACACCGACUACGCCGGGUCGCACGCCUUCGACGUGUCCUUCCAGCAGUCCAGCACGGCCAAGUCCGCCACGUGGACGUACUCCACAGACCUGAAGAAGCUGUACUGCCAGAUCGCCAAGACGUGUCCGAUCCAGAUCAAGGUCCUGACCAACCCGCCGCAGGGCGCCGUGAUCCGGGCUAUGCCGGUCUACAAGAAGGCGGAGCACGUGACCGAGGUGGUGAAGCGCUGCCCGAACCACGAGCUGAGCCGCGAGUUCAACGACGGUCAGAUUGCUCCUCCCAGUCACCUGAUCCGCGUGGAGGGCAACAACCACGCCCAGUAUGUGGAGGACUCCAUCACUGGGAGACAGAGCGUCCUGGUUCCCUAUGAGCCUCCUCAGGUCGGGACAGAGUUCACCACCAUCUUGUACAACUUCAUGUGCAACUCCAGCUGUGUGGGAGGAAUGAACCGCCGCCCCAUCCUCAUCAUCGUCACCCUGGAGACCAGAGAUGGACAGGUUCUGGGGAGGCGCUGCUUUGAGGCCAGGAUCUGUGCGUGUCCGGGUCGAGACCGGAAGGCGGACGAGGACAGCAUCCGCAAGCAGCACGUGACGGACGGCUCCAAGGGCAGCGACGCGUUCCGCCAGGUGUCUCACGGCAUCCAGAUGUCCACCAUCAAGAAGAGACGGUCCACAGACGAGGAGGUCUUUUGUCUGCCAAUCAAAGGACGGGAGAUCUAUGAGAUCCUGGUGAAGAUCAAGGAGUCUCUGGAGCUCAUGCAGUUCCUGCCUCAGCACACCAUCGAGUCGUACCGGCAGCAGCAGCAGAACCUCCUCCAGAAACAGACCUCCAUGCAGCCCCAGCCCCCCUAUGGCUCCUGCUCUCCUCCUCAUGGGAAGGUGAACAAGCUCCCGUCGGUGAGCCAGCUGAUCAACCCCCAGCAGAGGAACUCCCUGACUCCCUCCAGCAUGAGCGGUCUGACUGACAUGACUCCCAUGAUGGGCUCUCACAUGCCCAUGAACGACAUGAGCUCCCUGAGCCCCACUCACGCCCUGCAGCCCCAGCUGCCCCUGGUGCCCUCCUCCCACUGCACCCCCCCUCCUCCAUACCCCAUGGACAGCAGCAUCUCCAGCUUCCUUAUACGGUUGGGCUGCGCAGGCUGCCUGGACUACUUCACAGCACAGGGCCUAACCAACAUCUACCAGAUCGAGAACUAUAACAUGGAGGACCUGUCCAGGAUGAAGAUCCCCGCCGAGUUCCAGCACGUGAUCUGGAAGGGCAUCAUGGAGCACCGGCAGGCCAUGGACUUUUCCCCCCCUCCCCACAUAGUGCGCACCACCAGCGGGGCCUCCAGCCUCAGCUUGGGCCCCUCGGAGGCGCGCGGCGAGCGCGUCAUCGACGCCGUGCGCUUCACGCUGCGCCAGACCAUCUCCUUCCCACCGCGCGACGAGUGGUCCGACUUCUCCUUCGACCUGGACUCCCGCCGCAACAAGCAGCAGCGCAUCAAGGAGGAGGGGGAGUGACAGGCCCCGCCCCCUGCCCUGGCCCCGCCCCCUCACCCCCCCAUCUCAUUUCAGCCUGCUGUCGGAACAUUUCCUCCCUGGUGUUAGUGCAGAUAUGCUGAGGAGUGCACUUAUUUCACUCUUUGUCCUCGCACACCUCCGGUCUGGUUCUGGGUCUUGGUCUGGUUCAUGUUCUAGGUCUGGUUCUGGGUCUUGGUCUGGUUCAUGUUCUAGGUCUGGUUCUGGGUCUUGGUCUGGUUCAUGUUCUAGGUCUGGUUCUGGGUCUUGGUCUGGUUCAUGUUCUAGGUCUGGUUCUGGGUCUUGGUCUGGUUCAUGUUCUAGGUCUGGUUCUGGGUCUUGGUCUGGUUCAUGUUCUAGGUCUGGUUCUGGGUCUUGGUCUGGUUCAUGUUCUAGGUCUGGUUCUGGGUCUUGGUCUGGUUCAUGUUCUAGGUCUGGUUCUGGGUCUGGUUCUGGUUCUGGUUCCUUGAGAGCUUCAGAAGCCAACGAGAUGUUUUUAUUAACGAUUCAUUCCCAUGACUGGAGGGCUGUUUAUCUUUUUAUUGUUGUUGUUGUUGUUGUUGUUGUUGGGGCUUAUAUCUCUGCUCUGGGCCACUUUAAAGGUGACACACUGGUUUUAAAAGUCAGCAUUGAUUGUAAACAUUUCAACCGUUUCCUGUCUCAAGUAUUACGUGUUUUCUGCUGGAGCUUCAAUAUUUAGCUUUUUGUUUGUUUGAGACCGAAGACUCAGACUGAGGUCUGUGAGACACAUUAUAUAUUCAUAAAUAAAUAUAUAUAUAUAUAUAUAUGUAUUCAUAAAUA
This is a messenger RNA of Cyclopterus lumpus (lumpfish), 2647 nucleotides long. It is a transcript of the gene tp63, whose product is annotated as tumor protein p63. NCBI's taxonomy places the organism in Eukaryota, Metazoa, Chordata, Actinopteri, Perciformes, Cyclopteridae. Gene Ontology annotation, molecular function: RNA polymerase II cis-regulatory region sequence-specific DNA binding; protein binding; DNA-binding transcription factor activity, RNA polymerase II-specific. The transcript is spliced from 12 exons. The record is from RefSeq and is a predicted model, not a curated record. Bases 125 to 1849 code for a protein of 574 amino acids. Gene Ontology annotation, cellular component: nucleus. Gene Ontology annotation, biological process: protein tetramerization; regulation of transcription by RNA polymerase II; apoptotic process.